AAGAUUAUUUAUUUCCUAAAUCUUAGGAUUAAAUUCUAUUUCAAAAGUAAAUUAUUAAGGGGGGGCAAUUGUUUAGAGCCUUGGCUCAAUAUAAACUUUUCCCUUAUUUAAAAUGUCAAAAACCUGAACUAAUAAAAGGCUAAAUGCCCAGCUGUGUGAAAUUUUGAGGUGGCCCCAAUUUGAUUGUUUAGAGCCUUGGCUCAAUAUAAGAUUUUCCCUUAUUUAAAAUGUCAAAAAGCUCAUCUAAUAAUAGGCAAAUUGCCCAUGUGUGUGGCUGUAAUAAAGGGUGCAAGACAUAUGUCCUAAAAAGGCUUUGAUAUCUGUAUGCAUGUUUGUAACAAAGGAAUUGAGACACAUGUACCUACUUAGAGACAUACGUUCCCUUCUCAGGGUCAGCACAGUGCGAUUCAACUGACAUUCUCUUGGGUUUAAUAGAGAGAAGACGGAUUGAGAGAGAGAGAGAGAGAGUUUUUGCAUCAAUGUUUCUGUAGCCCUCAGAUAGGGUUUCACUCAAGAGAUUGCAACAGUGGUGGCUCAGAUGGGUUCUCUCUCUACUGAUCUCCCUGAUGAUUUGAUGAUUAAAAUCCUCUCACAGCUCCCUGUUGAAUCCAUUCUAAGGUUCAAAUCUGUUUCCCAAUCAUGGAAUUCACUUCUCUCCUCCUCCUCUUUCGCCACCACCCACUCUCUCUCCUCUUCUGCGCUCUCUCCAACUUUCCCUCUCCUCGUGCUCGAGCACCUCAUCUCUUACAUUCCGCCAUCCCAACCCCUUCCUCUCUCUAACCCCACUUUUUCUGGCCACCUAACACUUAUAUUUCAGCCAAAAUCCGAUUCAUCAAACUUAGCUUGCAGCCAGGGCAUGGUGUGCUUCCAAGACUUUGCUUCCUCUGAAUCUUUUGAUCUUUUUGUAGGCAACCCUGCAACUGGCAACUUCGCCGCUCUUCCUGCACCAAGUCAAUACUUCAUAGUGUUGACUCCGGGUUUUGAUGUCGACCCCAUCUCUCGAAAUUUCAAGAUUUUGGCUUUUGGAUACCCAGCAAUGGGUAUUUCCUUUCAAGGGGGUCAAUGGUUCUUGUUUUGCUCAAUUGCCAGUAAUUGGAGACCAAUUCGAGAGAUAUCAAUUCAAAGCCUGGUGCCGUAUUUUGAUUGCCGCUGCCGCUAUGGAGAAAAAAUGGUGUGUAUUCGCAAUACCUUCUAUACCAUCUGUCAUGAUGGUCCUAAAGUGGUGGCUUUUGAUGUAGAGAGAAAAACCUGGGAUCAGAUCUUGACUCCGGAGAAUGCGGACCAGAACAAUUUCUUUCAAAUCCAAUUGUGGAAUGGCCGAGUCUCUGUUUCGCAAAUACUUGAAGGUUUCAUACUGAAAAUGUGGGUUUUAAGUGAAGAGAAGAAUUGGGUUCAGGUGAUACAACUGGGUCUUGAAUCUAGCAUAAGCUCAAAUCUAGAUAUGAUGUAUUAUGAUAUGAGACCAGUUCUCUUAAUGGGGGAUACAUUAUUCAUCCGUUGGAGGUUGAAGGAAGAGAGUGUCAUAGCUUAUAAUGUGAAAAAUCAAACCCAUCGAUUAAUACUUGAAGGUUAUCCCCUGCAUUCUGUUUCCAACUUUGAGCCUUAUCGACCUACCCUCUUCAGCUUGUGAUCCGCUUCAGACGGGAUCAAAGAAGUUCAUUAUCUGGGAAAAUUGUGGCUGCAUAGGAUGUAAUGGCUCUGAGAAAGUUGGUAGUUUUUUGGGUUUUAGCAGUUAACCUUUAGGAAUUUUAGAUGCCAGUGUUAAUAGUUGUCAGGUUUGGUGUUUUAUUUCAUCUUAUUGCACUUAAAGAAUGCAAUCACAUGUUGUUACUAAUGUAUCAGUGUUGCUUAUACCAACUCUCUCUAUAUAUGUAAGUUAGUUGGUUUUCAUCAGUGAAACUUCUAUCACCAACCUUCCUCUCAGAAAAGAAGAAAGAAAGCCAGCCACUAUUUCAUUUGAGCAAUGACAAUGGAGGCCUAGUGAAUUAGCCUGCAAAAAUUUGCUUCUCAUUUCUUGUGUUAUCUUUGCUUGUGUGAUACUAUGUAUAUUGCUCUAAUUAAGACUUAUGUCAUGGUGUUCAGACCAGGAACCUUUGUUUAUCUCCCACUAUGUUAUUAUAAUAUUAUUUUAA
Molecule: messenger RNA, 2132 nt
Organism: Amborella trichopoda
Lineage: Eukaryota; Viridiplantae; Streptophyta; Magnoliopsida; Amborellales; Amborellaceae
Product: F-box protein At3g57590
Molecular function (GO): protein binding
Source: RefSeq, a predicted model, not a curated record